Molecule: messenger RNA, 8902 nt
Organism: Gambusia affinis (western mosquitofish)
Lineage: Eukaryota; Metazoa; Chordata; Actinopteri; Cyprinodontiformes; Poeciliidae
Gene: arhgef11
Product: Rho guanine nucleotide exchange factor (GEF) 11
Exons: 41
Coding region: 1327-5634 (1435 amino acids)
Biological process (GO): G protein-coupled receptor signaling pathway
Cellular component (GO): cytoplasm
Molecular function (GO): guanyl-nucleotide exchange factor activity; G protein-coupled receptor binding
Source: RefSeq, a predicted model, not a curated record
GAGGUCGCUGUUUCAACUGUUUUUGUGCUCGUGAUCCUUGAAGAUAUGCUGGUUGAUCAGCAGUCAGGACAACAAGAUAACACAACAGCAGAGAUCAUUAUUUUUAACAACUGGGACUGUAGCGAGAGCGACGGAUAUCAUAACUACGUCUGGAUUUUUCCUCAGCAUUAUCACGAUAAGGAAACAAAGCUUUGAUUAAAUCAUUUUUUUUUUUUGACGGGAGAAAAGGACCUGCUUGGGAUUUGGAACUCCUCUGGAAUAACGUGCAGCUAUCCUCGCUAACAUGCGACUCUGCGUCUGAAACAGCAACAGAACGGGACCCCUGGGUAUACCUAGCAGCCCAUACACACACACCGGAGGAGUCCAGUGCGUAUAGACAGUCACGUAUCCUAAUGUUGCCGAAGCUAUGCGGUGGUUUCGUUUUGCAGAGCUACCUGGUUAGCUAGCUAGCUCGUCGGCUCGUUGGUGCUGCUCCAAGCCGGGGACUUGGCGCUUAAGGUCGGCGUGCGCACUAACGCCAUGCCGGUGGUCGACAGGGGCCUACUGGUAGUGGCAGUUUCCCUCAGCUAACGUCGGCUGGAUGUAGCGGGCCCCCGAAAAUUCUACGUAUUAGAUUAGUCGCAGGGGUAUUUGUGUUUAAAUUUGAAAAUAGCCAUGCGAUACAACUGAAAACAAAAUAUAUGGAGAGGAUUAGUUAAAUCGGAGCAUCUGCUACAAGCUCCACAUGUAAACAAGCCUGGCAAGUGUGUGUGAGAGAGUCUGUGGUUGAAGGUUAGCACUAAAUAUUCAAGUUAAUCCUUUGUUGUUAUCUGUAACACUAGUUCUAGGUGUUAAAGUUAAGCUCCAAGUGAUUCCGUUACGUUCAGCAAUGGGCUUAAAAGUCGUGGAUGUCGUUGAUCUGCAGCGCUGUCAGACAUAUCAGCCAUUCAUUCAUGAUUGAUGACCCUUGAGGAAGCAGGCUGUCUUUCAUCCAUUUCCACUACAGCGAAACCACAACGUUAAGCCACUAACACUUUCUGGAUUAUAAAGGUUUUGUCAUUAUCAGGUAAAUACCCAGAGCUUUUUUUUAGUGGGGGAGUUUGUUUCAGCAGCACUUUAUUUUUAAAAGUCCCUACUGACCUCACUGGAACUCCCUACAGUGUAUGGGAACAUGAGGGACUGUCUGUUUGAUCUGAACCAGCAUCCAAGUAGCUUCAAGGACUGAUCAAAGCCCAACAGAGAGCCCCAUUGUGUGGACUACAAACUGAACGGGGAAAGAGAUGGUGAUGAUAAGAGAGGCCCAGUGACCGUGUUUGAUCCCACACCAGGAAGCAGAGGAGUGCAGACAUGAGCCUCCGCCAGCCCACAUCCACCCUGGACAGGCUCAACAGUCUGACAGCUGGCGAUUCGGAGCGCAGAGCCUCUGCCAGCCAACAGAGAGAGGUGACGAUAGAUGAGAGUUCAAGUCCUGGUCUGGUCCACAGGUGUGUGGUGGUGCAGAAGGACCAGCUUGGUUUCGGCUUCACCGUCUGCGGCGAGAGAGUCAAGCUUGUGCAGAACGUCCGACCAGGUGGCGCUGCAGUCAAAGCUGGGGUGCAUGAGGGGGACCGGAUCAUUAAGGUGAACGGUUCACCGGUUUCCACCAUGACUCACCAGGAAGUGGUAAAGCUCAUAAAAUCCGGACCGUACGUCGCCCUAACACUACAAGGACCGCCCCCGUCCGCCACCUCCGUGCCCUUGGAGCCCCUCCCUUCAGACCCUACGCCCAAUCAGAGGUCUUCCCUGGCCGGGGAGGGUCCACCCCCUCCGCCUCCACCCUUACCCUCCGGACUGGGCAGCACCCCAUCCCAAAGAAUCACUGGACCCAAACCACUACAAGAUCCAGAAGUGCAAAAACAUGCAAGUCAGAUACUCAGGAAAAUGUUGGAGCAGGAAGAGGCUGAACUCCAGGACUUGAUGGAGGAGUGGUUGAAGAACCCGUCGCCGUCGCUGGAGGAGCGGAUCGAGAGCGCCAAGAGGAGAGCUCACCAAGUCAGGGUCAAGAUUCAGAAUCAGGAGGGAACGGGAUCCGAAUCUGUCACAAACUACAUCCAAGCAGGAGAAGGACGGCUGUCGAUGGACUCCAGUGAAGGAGACUUGGAGGCCUUUGAGAGUCCCAGCUCCUCCCCCUCAUUACCCUUCAGGACCCCCUAUCACCGACGCCAGAACUCGGACACACACACCCUGUCUGACACGGGUGUCAAAGCCCAGAUCAUCAGCCCUGAGGAUGAAGAUGAGGAAGGUGAUGGCUAUUCCUUCAAUGAGAUGGACGGUCCCUUCCAGGACAUCGAGUUGUUGAAGUCACGGCCGGCACACAUGACGGUGUUCAUGAGAUACGUCUUCACCCAGCUGCUGGACCCAAACCCUCUGCUGUUCUACCUGUCUGUAGAGGCGUAUUUAGGCUCCACCCCUAAAGACGCCCGCGCACUCGCGCCUCAGAUCUGCUCCCACUUCCUGGAUCCAGAUGCUCCUUUGAAAAUCAAAGUGCGCGAGGAAUUCCUAACAGAAAUAGAGAACCGUCUCCACGCCCAGGAGGACAUCCGAGGGCCUCUGUCCGAGCUGCAGCAGCAGGUUCUGCCUGACAUCCAGGAUCAGAUUCAAGACUACAGGAACAAGCAGAUGAUUGGUCUGGGCUCUCUGUUUGGAGAAGGAGAUCUGCUUCAGCUGGACGGGGACCCCCUGAAGGAGAGGCAUGUGGUGGACAGACAGGUCGCCGCUCUCUGGGAGAUUCUAUCGAAGCACGAAGAGGACAGAAGCUCUCCUCUGGCCUCAGCUGUCCUCCUCUACCUGCGACACUCCGGCAUCAAGCUCAGAGACUCCAAGGUCUUCCUCGGCCUGAGCACGGAGAAGGACAAGUGGCUGGCUUUUCUAAAACCCAAAAAGCCGAGCAGCGUGAAGAAAGAGAAAGAUGGGGAGGAUAAGAAGAGAAACCCCAUCCUGAAGUACAUCGGCAAACCCCGGAGCACAUCUCAGUCUACAUUCCACGUCCCGUUGUCACCCACAGAAGUGCGUCCCGGCAGCGUGAAGAACAUCAUCCAGCAGUUCGAGAACCACACAGAGCUUCCAGGAGAGGAGGACGGGGAUGCUGUGGACCCCCAGAGGCUCUCCUCCAGCAGCUUGGGAGAAGAAGGCAUGGACAGUCCCGCGGUCUCUGUGCGUCUGGGGCGCAGCGGGUCGUUGAAGGCUCAGGGUGAAGACCGCCGGCGGGGCAUCGUCUCCAGCGGAGACUCGGUGCCCCGCUCUCGCAGCGACGUGGACAUGGAGGACUGCGAGGAGAGGGAGCAACCGGGCCUCCGGCUGCUCCAGCACAGCACCUCGUCGUCCGCGUCCAGCAGCUCCGCUAGGUCUCUUGAGAACCCUACACCCCCAUUCACCCCUCGGUCCAGACGCAGGAGUGUGGACUCACAGCUGGCCCUGCUGCCAGACGCCGCGGUGCUGGAGGACGAGGUGGGCGACGGUCAGAACUGGAGGGACACGGUUCCCCCUGAGCUCCUGGCGAGCCUCAGCCCCAGGGAAGUGGAGCGGCAAGCCGUCAUUUACGAGCUGUUCACCACUGAGGUGUCCCACCUUCGGACCUUACGGGUUCUUGACAAGGUUUUUUACCGGAAGAUGAGAUCUGUGCUGAACUCGGAGGAGCUGGCCUGCAUCUUCCCAAACCUGCCUCAGGUCUACGAACUCCACGCGAGUCUUUGUGAGGAGAUGAAGAAGCGAAGAGAGAGCCCCAUCGUUCAGAACAUCGGAGACGUCAUGCUGGCCAAGGUUGAAGGCGCAGCUGGAAACGAGUUUCAGGAGCAGGCGUCGCAGCUGUGCUGCCAGCAGACUCAGGCUCUGGAGCUCAUCAAGAACAAAAAGCGGAAAGAUCAACGCUUCGCCCAAAUCAUCCAGGAGUGUGAGGCGAGUCCUCAGUGUCGGAGGCUGCAGCUCAAAGACCUGCUGGUGUCCGAGAUGCUGAGACUCACCAAGUAUCCUCUGCUGCUCGACAAGAUCAUCAAAUACACAGACGGCGGCUCAUCGGACCUCCCGUCGCUGCAGCGCGCCCAGGCUUGUUGCCGAGGCAUUCUGAAGGCGGUCAACGAGGACGUGAGGGAGACGGAGGACCGGCAGCGCCUCAGUCAGUACCAGCGCCGGCUGGACGCCGCGCCUCAGUUCAAGAGUCUGGACCUCACCACGAAGAGAAUGAUUCACGAGGGCCCUCUAGUCUGGAAGAUCGGCAAAGACAAGCAGAUAGAGAUCCAAGCGGUGCUGCUGUCGGACUGCCUGGUCCUCCUCCAGAAAGGCCCCGACGACCGGCUGCUGCUUCGUUAUCCGUCCCGCUGGAUGGGAGGAGGAGGAGGGGUCAUCGCGGACACCAAGACCUCCUUCAGUCCCCUGGUGAAGCUGGACUCGCUGCUCAUCCGCUCCGUAGCUACAGACAAAAAAGCGCUGUACAUCAUCAGCACCAAAGAGACGCAGAUUUACGAGCUGGCGGCGGGGUCGCCGUCCGAGAAAGACACCUGGAAGGAUUUACUCGAAAAGACCAUUAAAGCUUCGGCUCCACAGAGCAAUCACGGGUCACUUCCUGUAUCUUCUCCCAGCCUACGCAGCAUUUCACCAGCCUUAACUGAAGUCCACCCUGCGGAGGAGCAGUCUGAGUUUAUCGGGAGCCACGCCUCCGCUGACGACGGCAUGCUGGGUGACCAUCCCAACGAUCAACCUGAAGCCAACAGCAGUGAUGAGGAGCGGGCAGUGGGCGUGGCCGAAGCGGCUCUGCACGACGUGGAGACGCUGCGGAAGCUCCUGCUGCCGGACGUGGACGAGGACCGGAGGAGCCACGAUACGGACGACACCCCCACCAACACCAUGAGCAACGGGAACGCCGACGGACGGCGGCAGGACUCCCUGGAGACCGUCCUGGACCUCUGCCUGAGCGAGCCGGAGCCCGGGCAGCCGGAGGCUCCGCCCCCAGAAAGCCGGCAGCCCAGCGCCAAGGUGGUGCGGAGAGCUAUGGUUGCGGGUGCUCCUCCUCCUCCUUCUUCUCCUUUUGCCCCUGAUGGCACCGCCGGCGAUGUUAGCCUCCCCUCCAAUCUGUCGUCGCAGUCUAGAGGCGAGGGCGACACGCAGGGGAAUUUCUUCUACCUGGUGAUGCCGUUAGACCAAGGAGAGAGCGCCACCGACGACCUCCCCGACCCUCCUACACCCACCGCCAGCCACUUCCCUCAACCUCCACAGGAAGUGUCGUCAUCACAGACUCAACCGGAAGAGGAAGAAGAAGAAGAAGUAGUAGUAGUAGCAGCAGCCUGCUGCUCGGAGUUCAUCCAAUCAGAUUCAGAAACUAUGCAACUGGACGUAGAGUUAGAGGAAGACGAUGAUGACAAUGAUGGUGAGGACGAUGAAUCGGACCCGCCUCCAGCUACACAACAGAGUCACGUGAUCAGAAACGCGGAUGAGAUUUUUCUCACCAUCGAGGGCCUGAUGAGCAAGUUGCACAAGCUGAAGGAAAUCGAGAAGGCCCAUCACAAGCUGCUAGAAUCUCUCAGAGAUCCCUCCCUCAGCCAGGAGUCGGAGGACCAGCCGUGUUGCUCAGCAACCGUCUCCAGGACGCCGUCCAUGGACCGCAGCUCAGGAGACGGUUUGUAAGGAGGGAAACCCGGGAGAUCCCAGAAUCCUCUCAACCGGAUUCUGAGUGGAUUCGCUCGCUGUCGGCUGAUCUCCACACGCGUCUGUAGGUUGAACGCUAAUAAGUCCGGCGGAUCUAAACUCACAACUCGUUUUACGAUGCGAGACGGCACGAUGGAGAUGGAUUAUUAUUUUUCAAGGAUGGAAGUCUGGAGAGAAAGAGAGAGAGACAAAGUGAGCUAAGAAAAAAAAAAACCAGGUAGCCGAAGAAAGGCGAAGAAGGAAGUUUGAAGAACUUGAAGUUUUUGGGGGAGAUAAAAAUGACCAAGUUGGAUUCUUGUGAAGGAAAAAAAGAAAAAAAAGAAGACUUUUGACGUUGUGUUUUGUAGAGCUGGUUGAAGAAGCGGAGCAGAGAAGUGUCGAAAUGUUAAUGUAAGGAAAUGUUCCUAGGGACCCGUCACCCCAGCACUUUACCCACGAUGCAUCUCUCCCCCCGCCCCAAACCCAGCGCUCCCCAGUCGCGUUCGGACCCGACCAGGGAGCAGACGACAGUACGUUUCACGGCCGAAGGACUGUGUCUGAUUAAUUCAGGUCUUUUUUUUUAAUUAUUAUUAUUAUUAUUGCACUGCGUAAGGAAAACCAUAAGUCACACGAACACAAGCACCACUAAACUCACUAAAUCACUGUGGAGAACUCUUCUUUUUUUUUUUCUUUAUUCUUUUCACGUUUGGUUUCAGUUUUCAUUGAAGCUACAGGAAGGUGGAACUGUUUUAUUAUUUCACUUUUUUUUUUUUUUUCUGCUUUGGGGAAACACUACUGCUCUAUUUACUACUGAAGAAAAACGAAGCAGGUAGGUUUAAUUUCCAUGCUUCCAUGGCGCAAAGGGAUUUCCGGAGAUUCACACAGCUGCUCACAUGGUGCCAGGUUGGAUCAUUUGGGGAGGUUUAUAUUCAUGUGUCAUAACCAAAUUUUGCCACCGGUGGUGCUGUAUCCCACGUUUGGUGGUUUGGUCUAAACAUGAGGGGAAAACUGUGAGUUGUUCAUACUGAGGUGAAGUUGAGUGUGAAGUUUUUAGAGAAGUUCAGCAAAAGCUUUGGGAGAAAAAAAAAAAUAUUUUUUUAUCUUUAGUAAGUACACUUGGUUUUGUGCAUGCUAGCCUGUUAGCUUAGCAUAAAACUGGAAGAAGUCAUUUGUAAAAGAAAUUUAAAGAAAAAAUAACAAAAUACACCCGUGGGUACCUCAGAAGCUCGCUUGUUUAUUUUAUACAGAUAAUAACCCAACAAGUCAUAAUGUAAUAGUUACUAGUAGCUGUGAGUUUCAGUACAUUUUAAGCAGAACUUGCUCAAUGCGUUGCGUUAGCGGCAUGGUUCUGGUUUUGUGAAGUAGGGUUCUGUGCAGUCUGUACUGGAUGCAGACUGAAAACGGAAGCAUUUUAGGUUUUUCAUGUCCACAUUUUUGAUUUUGGUAGCAUACCAACUCUUGCAUUUGCAUUUGCAAAUGUCAAACACAAAAGUAGCAGCUGUUUAGGUGUUAGCAAGAACCGCUACAUUUUUGAGAUUCUGGUUAUUAUAUUAUGGCGGGAAUUUACUUUAGUCUACACCCAUCUUUGAUUAGUAUUUGGAUUGUAUGUGAUCCAGCUGCAGGUCGGAUAAUGACCACUCAUAACGGCUUCACAGAACCCUGCGUAAAAGGAAAAAAGGCUGACAUUUUUCUACACAGUUAUACAAAUAUCAAGCUUAAAGCAGUGACAAUUACCAGCAUUUUUUUUUAUAUAUAUAUAAUUUUUCUGUUUGUUGGUGUGUAACUAAUCAAAGUUUAAGCAACCUCCUGGUAAAACGUUUCCUCACAUUAGCAUUUCAAUUUUCACCCAUUUUGCUCUGUCCUACUUCCUGGGUAAAAAAACAUCUUGUACCCAUACAACUGAAAAUAUCUAUCGUUCUAUUUAUACAUAAUUUUAAAAAUGCUCAAGGCUAAUAUAUCUAUAAAUUAUUUCCUUAAUAUUUGAUAUUGCACCCUACUUCCAUUGACAGUAGUUCUAAUGUUGACUCGUAUGAAAUAAGGCAGAUUGUGACGACUGACAACCAAAACUCUGACAGCUCUCCUGCCACGCUAAUUUUAGACGCAUACUGUAACUUACACAUUGUUAGCGGGGUUUAGUUAACAGCCAUAGUUCUCACAGAGGGUACGAACUGACACAGUCAGUAAAAGAUGGAAGUAGGGUACAUAACUAAAAUUAAAAACUUACGAAAUGGCGAAGAGGCCAAACGUUAGCAUGUAGCAUCAAGCUACAUCCAAGCAAAAUCCGGCGUUAGCACGUAGCAUCAAGCUAACUGUUUCCCAUCUUGAGCUUGCGGAAGAUUUAUGUUUACCUUUAAAUGCCUAGUGUAAAAACUAAAACCUAUUCCUGGAGCUCCCGUUUGAGUUUUUAAUUUAAUUUUAUUUUAUUAUAUAUAUGUAUUAAAAUUAGUUUGGUCCUGGGUGAGACCUGAACAGAACAUCAAGAGACGCUAAAACCAAGUGCUUUUCUCCUUUUUUUAAAAAACCGAAUCUCCACUAAUACAUGCUACAUAUUUUUUCUUACUAAUUUAUAUUUUUCUUGAAAUUUCUCUCAGAAGCUUUUCCGAAACACACUGGAGGAGUUUAUUUCUGAGCUAUUAUUAUUAUUAUUAUUAUUAUUGGAAGUGAUUUUUCAUCUUCCAAACCGACGCAGUCACACUACAGCAUCCUCCACUGUGUUGUCAAAAUGUGGUUUCCUUUCUGGUGGUGUUUACACUCUCUGAAGGAGGAACAGGAAGACAGUAGCAUGUGUAUAGAUUUAUGAAAUGGAGCUGAAGAAGAAAAAGAGUGAGAGACAGAUUUUUAUCGCAGCUCAUCCUGAAAAAACUUGCAAACGGAAUCAUAAAGUUGGAAAGUGAUCUACCAAAGUGAGGCGUUGAAGGGAACAUUUUUGUUUUGUUUUAUUUACCAUUUUGGCUGCUGGGGAUUUAUUCCCCCGCCCAGCACUACAGACCAGCAAAGGGAUGUUUCGGUCAGUCCUAAGUUUUGAAAAUUCAGCACAAAAAAAAUACAAAAAACCCCCACGAUCCCUGCUGGUCUGAAUCAGCUGAAUCAGGAUCAGUUUCUAUCGGAAUAUCUUUCAUCUUGUCUUUUCUCCUCUCUGUCUCUACUACUCAACUACAGUGGUUGUAUUUCCUGUUUCUACCUCUACACUUUGUAUCUUCCUUUUCAUUGUAUUAACUUGUACAUUGACAUCAAUGUUGUGACCCUAACUGGAUAUAUAUAUAUAUAU